This is a messenger RNA of Salvia miltiorrhiza (redroot sage), 1638 nucleotides long. RefSeq names its product eukaryotic translation initiation factor 4B3. The coding region runs from base 116 to 1345 and encodes 409 amino acids. The transcript is spliced from 2 exons. The record is from RefSeq and is a predicted model, not a curated record. NCBI's taxonomy places the organism in Eukaryota, Viridiplantae, Streptophyta, Magnoliopsida, Lamiales, Lamiaceae. Gene Ontology annotation, molecular function: mRNA binding; translation initiation factor activity.
CAAGGGACGCAAAAUCUUCACAAAACCUAUCGCCACACACACUAACGCACCAUCAAAACACACACAGAAUAAAUCGGAUACACCACACGACAGAGAAAUCGUGAAGCAGGGAAUCAUGGCGGCUACGGUGAAGACGGCGUGGGCGAAGCCAGGCGCGUGGGCUCUGGACGCGGAGGAGAACGAGACGGAGCUCCUCCAGCAACAGAAGGAGGAUUCGGCGGCCGCCGCGGCCGCGACCAACGGCCACUCUGAGACGGCGGAUUUCCCGUCGCUGGCGGCGGCGAAGACUAAGAAGAAGAAGAAGCAGGUCCUGUCGCUCCAGGAAUUCACGACCUACAGCGCGGCGAAGCCGGCGGCGUUCCAGGCGUCGAAGGGAUUGACGACGGACGAGCUGAUGGCUCUGCCGACCGGUCCGCGCGAGCGGUCUGCGGAGGAGCUCGAUCGGAGCAAGGGAUUCAGAUCCUACGGCAGCGGGAUGAGGGAUGAGCAGCCGCGGCGGCAGGGGAGCUUCAAUCGGGAGUCGAAUCGUGAAAUUGCGCCGUCUAGGGCUGACGAGACUGAUAAUUGGGCGGCUGGGAAGAGGUCGCCUGCUAGUAGUGGGUUUGAGAGGAGGGAGAGGGGGGAAAGAGGGGGUUUCUUCACCGAUUCGCAAUCGAGAGCGGAUGAGGUUGAUAAUUGGGCGUCGAACAAGAGUUUUGCCCCUUCUUCUGAGCCUAGGAGGUAUGAGAGAAGGGGGAGCUUUGGAUUGGAAUCGAGCAACGGUGGAGCAGAUUCAGGUAGUUGGGUGAAGAGAAGAGAAGAGGAAGGGCCGAGGAUGGGCGGCGCCUUUGAUAGUUUGAGGGAGAGGAGAGGGGGUUCGGAUUUGAAUGGGGCGGAUUCGGAGAGCUGGGGCAGGAGAGGGGGUUCGGAGUCGAAUGCUGGCAGUAGGCCAAGAUUGAAUUUGCAACCUAGAACACUUCCCGUGGUUGAUAUUGCUGCUCCGGAGAAGCCUAAGCCCGAGAUUGCUCCUCCGGUGAUUGUGAAGUCGAAAGGGAGCAAUCCAUUUGGCGAGGCAAGGCCGAGAGAGGAGGUGUUGAAGGAGAAGGGCCAAGAUUGGAAGGAGAUUGAGGAGAAGCUCGAGUCUACCAAGAUUAAGGAGGUGGUUUCUGAUGGACCGGAUCCUCCAAGGAAGAACUUUUGGAGCGGGAGAGAGAGGCGGCAGGAAGAGAAGACUGAGAGGGCUUGGAGAAAGCCAGAAUCUGCUGAUUCCCGCCCACAGAGCGCUGAGGAACCCGUGAACGAGCAUUCUGAGAAAUCCGAAAAUGGACAUGCUGAAGAGGCUGAAGGGGGAGAGGCACAGACCUAAAGCUGAGGAAGUGUGUGAGCUUUGAGAAAACAGAAAAAAGGAGCAAUGCAUCUGCUGAGCUGAUAGAAUUUUGUUUCAUAUUUAUUUUUUGUUUUCGGUUUUGCAUCAGACAAUAUAUAGCAAAUUUUGGUAGAGAAUUAUGGGUAGAUUUUUGUUUUUGCCUCUAUGGCUUGUUUGUACUUGUCGACUGAUGUUUUCUUUUUCUUUUUUUUCUGUUUAUUUUUGGAUUCAGAUACUGUUUAUUUAUUUGUGUGGGAAUACAAGUAGGAAUGCGAUUCGUUCUUCCUCUGAAA